This is a messenger RNA of Papaver somniferum (opium poppy), 2124 nucleotides long. Its product is annotated as cytochrome P450 97B2, chloroplastic-like. Bases 79 to 1827 code for a protein of 582 amino acids. Gene Ontology annotation, cellular component: chloroplast. The transcript has 14 exons. Gene Ontology annotation, molecular function: monooxygenase activity; heme binding; iron ion binding. The record is from RefSeq and is a predicted model, not a curated record. Lineage: Eukaryota; Viridiplantae; Streptophyta; Magnoliopsida; Ranunculales; Papaveraceae.
AUUCCAGACCAGUCCAGUCUUUCUUUCCACAACCCAAAGGGAAGAUUAAAAUUCUGAAGGGAAGAUUAAAAUUCUGCUAUGGCUACUGCUAGUGUGCAGCAGCUUCCAAUGCCUGUUCAUGGCAAUUUCCAUAGAAUCAAUUCUUUUGAUUUUGGUACUUCGAGAUUAGCAAAUUCAUACUCAAAAGCUACUCUUCAGAUAUUAUUUCAGAAAAAUCGGUGUCGAAUUAGAUGUCAGUCUACAGAUACAGAAGAAGAACCGAAAAUUAAGCGAAAUAUACUUGAUAAUGCAAGCAAUCUUCUUACUAAUUUGUUGAGUGGUGGAAACCUUGGUUCAAUGCCCAUUGCUGAAGGUGCUGUUACCGAUUUGUUCGACCGACCUCUUUUUUUCUCUCUUUAUGAUUGGUUCUUGCAGCAUGGCUCAGUUUACAAACUUGCAUUUGGACCAAAAGCAUUUGUUGUCGUAUCCGACCCCAUUGUUGCGAGAUAUAUCUUACGUGAAAAUGCAUUUUCUUAUGAUAAGGGAGUACUUGCUGAUAUCCUAGAACCGAUAAUGGGAAAAGGGCUUAUACCUGCUGAUCUUGAGACUUGGAAGCUAAGGAGAAGAGUUAUUGCUCCUGGUUUUCAUACCUUAUUCCUGGAAGCUAUGGUCAAAAUAUUCACUGAUUGUUCAGAUAGAACCAUUACGAAAAUUGAUAGACUUUUGGAAGUAGAGGAAAGACUUGGAGGAAACACAAUUGAGUUAGAUCUGGAAGCUGAGUUCUCAAAUUUGGCUCUUGACAUUAUUGGGCUUGGUGUCUUUAACUAUGACUUUGGCUCCGUCAGUAAAGAAUCUCCCGUAAUUAAGGCAGUAUAUGGUACUCUUUUCGAAGCAGAACACCGAUCAACUUUCUAUAUUCCUUAUUGGAAACUCCCCCUGGCAAGGUGGCUGGUUCCUAGGCAGCGUAAAUUUCAGAAUGACCUUAAGGUUAUCAACGACUGCCUUGAUGGGCUUAUAAGAAAUGCAAAAGACACAAGGGAGGAAACAGAUGUCGAGAAACUGCAACAAAGAGACUACUCAAAUCUGAAGGAUGCAAGUCUUCUUCGUUUUCUGGUUGAUAUGCGUGGAGCUGAUGUCGACGACCGGCAGCUUCGGGAUGACCUGAUGACCAUGCUUAUUGCUGGACAUGAAACAACUGCAGCUGUUCUAACUUGGGCUGUUUUCCUACUUGCUCAGAACCCUGAAAAAAUGAGAAAAGCUCAAGCUGAGAUUGAUUCUGUCAUUGGUCGUGGCAAAACAACUUACGAAUGCGUCAAGAAUUUGGAGUACAUAAGACUUAUUGUUGUGGAAUCACUGCGUUUGUAUCCUCAACCCCCAUUGCUUAUUAGGCGUUCCCUCAAAUCUGAUGUAUUGCCAGGAGGAUACAACGGGGAAAAAGAUGGAUAUGCAAUUCCUGCUGGGACCGACAUCUUUAUCUCUGUUUACAAUCUUCACCGGUCUCCAUAUUUUUGGGAUCGGCCUAAUGAUUUUGAACCAGAAAGGUUCUUAGUGCAAAAGAAAAGUGAAGGUAUAGAAGGAUGGGCAGGUUUUGAUCCUUCCAGAAGUCCUGGAGCAAUGUACCCCAACGAGAUCAUUGCAGAUUUUGCCUUCUUACCAUUCGGCGGAGGGCCACGUAAGUGUGUAGGAGACCAGUUUGCCCUGAUGGAAUCUACUGUAGCAUUAGCUAUGUUGUUACAGAAUUUCGAUGUUGAGCUUAAGGGAUCUCCAGAGUCUGUGGAAUUAGUUACAGGGGCUACAAUUCAUACUAAGAAUGGUCUAUGGUGCAAGCUAAGAAAGAGACAUCAAUGAUCGAGAGACCGAGUCUAAAAGCAGUUCCUAACAUCCUGUUAAGCCACUAUAGCAUGGCGAGGCUCUGUUAUGGAAUUUUUGAUACUACCCAAAAGGCACGGAAAAUAUCGUGCAUUUGGUUCACUCACACAUGCUUUAUUUUUAGAAGCGACUAGCAAAUACUACCGCAAGUUCCAAAAUUUGUACCAUUCCCUGAAUUUGUAAUUUUGUACCGACUUAAAAUUUACGGUGUGGCACAGAUCCUGGUAUGGUAUCAUCACUGUAUGGCUAAUUUAUCGUGAGCAGUUGUGUUUAAAA